ACCUUGAGACAAGAGGAUGCUCCUCUCUCAAACCCGCUGCCAUCUCAGUGGCGGAAAUGUUGGAGUUGGGGUGGGUCGACUUUGAGGUGACAUUGACGCUAUGUAGAUGAGAGUGAGAACCCUGCGCUCCAUGUUACGUCCCUGCUCUCUUCAACUCAAACGGCGGCAGCUCCUUUCCCCGUCUUCUCUCCCUGCCUCUCUUUCAGCACCACUCCUUUAAGGACAGCACCUCGCUCUCAAACACGCACUUAUCCACCAUCCUCUCCCUCCUUCAGGAUCAAAUGUCUGCUCCUUGACGACGGAUGCAAAGUUUCCACCUUGGUUUCGCCGAGCACAAGUAAAAGGAAGUAACUUUUUUGGUGGGAACAUUGGAUAUUUCCCCGGUGGGAAACAACCGCACAAACAAGCUGUAAUUUCACUGGUCUCUGCCUCGCCGCCGUACCUCAUCGCUCUCAGACCCUCAGUCAUCCCUUUUCUCACGGCUUUUCUCUGGGGACUACUAUAGUGCAGGACGGAUACGCCGCGCUCUGUCUGGACUGGUGCUGAAACCACCACCUCUACGUUGGUCAGGACCUUCCAACACAGACCGUCAUUAUGGCCACAAACGGGACCAAAGCCUCGGACGGACACGUCUUAACCGAGACCGUGAACGACGCGCCCAGCACCACGCCAAAUGACAAACCCAAAACACUGGUGGUGAAGGUGCAGAAGACGAAAAAGGACAUACCCGAGAGAGAAACGUGGGUUGGGAAAUUUGACUUUCUCCUCUCUUGUGUCGGAUACGCAAUCGGACUGGGAAAUGUGUGGAGAUUUCCUUACUUGUGUGGGAAAAACGGCGGAGGGGCCUUCUUGAUUCCCUACUUUUUGACGCUGGUAUUUGCUGGCAUGCCCCUGUUCUUUCUGGAGACGGCUCUCGGUCAAUACACUUCUAUUGGAGGUCUGGGAGUGUGGAAGCUGGCCCCAAUGUUCAAAGGUGUGGGUCUGGCUGCUGCUGUUCUAUCUUUUUGGCUCAAUAUCUAUUACAUUGUAAUCAUUGCUUGGGCUAUUUAUUAUCUGUACAACUCCUUCACCACUGACCUGCCAUGGAAGACAUGUGGCAAUGCCUGGAACACAGAUCGCUGCUACACUAACUACAGUAUCGCGGACACGACAAACCUCACCAGUGCUGUGGUGGAGUUCUGGGAACGCAACAUGCACCAGCUGACGGACGGUUUGGAAAAACCUGGGGAGGUCAGGAUUCCACUGGCCAUCACUCUCGCCAUUGCAUGGGUGCUCGUCUAUUUCUGUAUCUGGAAGGGGGUCAGCUGGACAGGCAAAGUUGUCUACUUCUCGGCAACAUACCCUUACUUUAUGCUGUUCAUCCUGUUUUGCCGUGGCGUCACUCUGCCUGGAGCUAUUGACGGGAUUCUCUUCUACAUCACACCAGACUUCCAGAAACUCAAAGAGUCUGAGGUAUGGCUCGAUGCUGCCACGCAGAUCUUCUUUUCCUACGGUCUGGGAUUAGGUUCUCUGAUUGCGCUUGGCAGCUACAAUCCCUUCAAUAAUAAUGUCUACAGAGAUUCUAUCAUUGUCUGCUGCAUCAACUCCUUCACCAGUAUGUUCGCCGGCUUUGUCAUCUUUUCCAUUGUGGGAUUCAUGGCUAAUGUAACAAAGAGGCCAAUUGCUGAUGUGGCGGCCUCAGGACCUGGCCUGGCAUUUUUGGCAUAUCCUGAAGCCGUCACCCAGCUGCCUAUCUCUCCUCUCUGGGCCAUAUUGUUUUUCUCCAUGCUGCUGAUGCUGGGAAUCGACAGCCAGUUCUGCACUGUGGAAGGUUUCAUCACUGCACUGGUUGAUGAGUUUCCUCACAUCCUCCGAAAGCGUAGAGAAAUCUUCAUCGCUGUCGUCUGCCUUGUUUCUUAUAUUAUUGGCCUGUCCAACAUCACACAGGGUGGACUGUAUGUGUUCAAGCUCUUUGACUACUACUCAGCGAGUGGAAUGUCCCUGCUUUUCCUGGUCUUCUUUGAGUGUAUCUCAAUUUCAUGGUUCUAUGGUGUGAAUAAAUUCUUUGACAACAUUGAGGAAAUGGUUGGCUACAGGCCCUGUCUGUGGUGGAAGGCCUGCUGGGUUGUUUUCACUCCUCUCAUUGUGGCUGGAGUGUUCUUGUUCAGUGCAGUGCAGAUGGUUCCCCUUACUAUGGGAGAUUAUGUGUUCCCUAGCUGGGGCCAGGGAGUUGGUUGGUUGAUGGCCCUAUCAUCCAUGAUUCUCAUCCCAGGCUACAUGGGCUACAUGUUCCUGACACUCAAAGGCACCUACAAAGAGCGCCUGCGCAUGAUGAUCAAACCUCUGGUUCUGGUGAAGACUCAGGAAAAUGGUCCAGAUCAGCAGGCAGAAAGCCAGAAUCAAAACCCUGCCAAUGAGGAAGCCUACAUCUAAAAAGAAAUAACUAAGCUCUGUCUGCCUCUCUGUUUGAACGGCCAGACCGGCGCUGCACCGUAAUCAAGGUUGGGAACAACCACUAGACUUCUACGUCUGCUUUUAUUCACCUACCUCCUGGGGACAUGUGAAACCAACCUGAUUACACAGUUAUUUUAAAGGGGGUUGUUCUGUUUCUUUAUUUUUAUAAUACAGAGAUAUAAAACUUAUGAAGAAGAAGAAAAAAAACCCAGCAAAGUUGUUGUGAUAUUUUGAAUUUCAUUAUGCAAAAGUUUAGCCUUCGUAGAAAAAGAAAAUGUGACUUAGAGAACUACUGUAUAUUGAAGAUAUAUAAUUUAAAUCUGAAGGCCCUCACUGAUUCAAUAAUAUCACUAUGAAAAUUAACAUAAUCAACUACUCUCAAAAUACUGUACAAAGAAAAUUGUGAGUAAAAUCUAUUUUAUUUAAAUGAAUGCAGUGUAGCUGUUAAAUAAAAAGCUAAAGUUUUAUGGAUUAAAAGUUUAAUAUAGAUCAAUUUCAAGCAAAGACAAUAUGGGAAUGUGCAACAGGUAAGGCCAAAUCUGUUUGUAUGUGUAAAUUAUAUCUUAGCCAGACUAUCACUCCCUUGCAGAAUCCUGCACCUCUUUGGAAAUGUUUACUACUCUUGUUGGGGGCUACAUUAGAAAAGCACAAGUACCUUGUGGUAUUUUGAAUACUUCUUUUUGGCAUGACUGAAACCUGUGACAACAGCAAAAAUAACUUAUAUAGGAUACUUAGCAAGACUGUUAUGACUGUUUUAUUUGUUUUCUAAAGAACAUAUAAUUUGUAUGUUGUCUGAAUCUCCGUUUAGGGUCAUUUUUUAGAUUAUUUUCUAUAUGUGAACGUGAGAAGGACCAAAUUGCUUGCUAUAGUUUGAACAAUUUGUGUAGGUGUUUUACCUGCAGACUAAAUAUGGAUUCAAUAAUGCACCCUUUUGAUGCAGAAAAGCAAUAGUUAGGAAAAAUAAAACAGCAUCAGUGUACAAGCACAAGGUUAUUCUAUGGACUAAAGCCUCUAAUAUGAAAGGCAUAGCCAUUCUAUAGUCAUCUAUGGUAUAGCCAAUCCCUCUUUAGUUCCAUUUUGAGAGCAGUUGUUUGAAAAAUGCAUAUUUUUAAGUAACUGAGGGAUGGUUAAGUGAGGAUAAAGUACUGAGUGAAGCAGUUGCUGCAUGCUGCCUUGACAGGCACCCAGCGUUGGUGGUAGAAAAAUGGAUUUUUGUGACAGCUACCGAUGUUCUGCCUGUUCUUGUUUACUUGUAUAUCUGUCUAGUAACCCACUCCUCAGGAACAAAUGUAGAUAUGACCAAACUGUUUUAGGCACCAACUUGAUUCACUGAAACAAUUAUUACUCCAUCUAGAAAAAUGUAGUCAUCUAAACCCUAAACAUUUUUCUGUCCAAAAAUUCAUGAAGAUGCAAAUCGUAUAAAGUCUUUGUGAUAAGAUGCUAUGGGCUAAAAUUUAAAACCUGAUCUCAAUUUUGUGCUUUCUUAUUCUUAUCAUCUGUAAUAGACAUGAUAUGACAAGUUUGGGUGAAAAUAGCAUGACAUUACUGUACACAAAUAAACAAAUGUACACAAAUAUUUGAAACAAAAACAGUAUCACAUGAUCUAAUUACUUUCUUAAAUAGAAAAGUAAUAACUAUUUCUGCAGCCACCAAACUAAUGUAAGAUAUUGAUUACAUUUUAAAUAUAAUAUCAGUGAUUCCCUAUUAUAACACGAACCACUUCAUAAAUAUCAUCUUGACAGAUUUUCUAUAACAGUACUGCUGCAGGACAUGGGCAUUUUAACUCUGUUGUGUGAUAUCUUCAAAACUCACAUUAACAAGCAAAAAAAUAAUUAUCCAUUAUUAUCUAUUGGUACCGCUCGAUUGGUUUAAGGACAGGGUUUAAAUGUUUCAUUUUCAUUCAGAAAAUUUCUCAGCACUCUUGUACGGCUGACAAGCAAAUAACAUUAAAUGACCAGAAAUUAGUUGUGGUAAAAAAAAUUAAAAAAAAAAUCUCUUCCAAAAAGAGAUUCUACAGGUUGUAAUAGAGAAAUACAAAACAAUCUUAUUAGUCUUUAUUGCUAGCAGAAGUUAUCCUAGUUAAUGAGAGUAUCAAUGAGCAAAUCCCAUAAUCCCAUAGUGUUUUGAAUUUAUGCCUGAGCUAUUGUUAAACUGGGAUUGAUGUCAAUCCCAAUCCAAGUUUAUAUUUCGGACAUGUAAUGAAUGCACCAUAAGCAUCCAAUUCGUGGGUGUUUUACCAGACAAAUGCUAUAAGUAGCCCAAAGGUAAAAGACGGUACAAGUACAAAGUUUCCUCAAGACUAUGUUCUGUUCAGCCAGCAAUAUUUCCAAACAAUUGGAUUUGUCUUUAGGAAAAAGUGUUGUAGCUUUCUUUCAGGUAACUGUCAAGCACUUUCAUUGUGGCACUUUCUCAAGCAUCUCAUUAAAAUGACUCUUAAACCAGUUGGAAGACAAUGAGAGAAAAGUAAUGCGAACGUUGAUGUAUCUUGAUGCCAGUAACCUAUGCCUAUUAUGUAAUGGUCCUUCUGGACUAAGGUGUAUAUAUAUGAUUCAUUAAUUGUCAGAGUGAGGAGCUUUUUAUCAAUCAGAGGACUUUAUACUGUUAGCAUAAAAACAUACAAGCACAUGCCACACAGGCCAACAACACAAACUAUAAAGCAAAGAGAAAUGUUGCAUAUCUAAUGAUACUUGAUUUUGUGAAGGAUUCCAGUAUAAAAGCAAACAUGGAUUUUAACGUUAUCACAAACUGCUAACUAGGUGACAAAGAAGGAUCAAGACAAUAUGCUAAUAUGGCAGCUACAUACAGCAGGCUACCAGGCUGAAUCAUUCCCGUUCUUUAAAACUGUACUGGCUUAUUUUGUUUUUAAGAUAUAUGAAUCAAAAUGUGCAAUGAUGCAAGGGUUCCAUGAAUUUUGUAUAAAGUUACCACACCGCAGUUUCUCUCUUGAAUGAUGUUGUAAACUGGAUUGUGUAAUACAUGUAUCUGUAAAUGUCCGUAUACGCUGAGUUUUUCUUUAUUCUGUCUAAAUGUUGAAUGAAAAAAAUGUGACACUUUUUGCUGUUUUCUGCAAUAAUACUGUCUCAAAAAAUUAAGGCACAUAUCUCUCUCCACUGUAAAAAUGAUGACAAUAACAGAAUAGAGUACUAAUAAAGAGAUAAUAAUAAUAAUAAAAAUGUUAUAGAAAUGUCUAGUCAGGGAAUAUUGUUUUGUAUAUUUUUAGCUGUUAUAUGGGCCUAAUGUAAAAUAUUAUAUGUAAAAAUAUAAUAAAUGUGUUUAGAUGGUGUUCUAUGAAAAAGCAUGAUUGCUAUAUAUGUUCUCUGCAAAAUUAAAUAAAGAUCUAUAGAUUAUAAAGUC
Messenger RNA from Xiphophorus hellerii (green swordtail), 5787 nucleotides. It is a transcript of the gene slc6a1b, whose product is annotated as solute carrier family 6 member 1b. Gene Ontology annotation, biological process: neurotransmitter transport; nitrogen compound transport; sodium ion transmembrane transport. The record is from RefSeq and is a predicted model, not a curated record. NCBI's taxonomy places the organism in Eukaryota, Metazoa, Chordata, Actinopteri, Cyprinodontiformes, Poeciliidae. Bases 595 to 2412 code for a protein of 605 amino acids. Gene Ontology annotation, molecular function: gamma-aminobutyric acid:sodium:chloride symporter activity. Gene Ontology annotation, cellular component: plasma membrane; cell surface; axon. The transcript has 15 exons.